AUGUCGACUCUCACGCGCGCAUUUACCAAGCGCCACAAGCGGCCGGAAGUGUCUGCGCCCAUGCCGUAUCAGGGAGAUGAGAAGCCUAGGGGCCAUGCAAGAUUUAAUUCCGGUUCGAUCAAGCGCGGUAAUAUAUCUGGCCCUGUUCAGCUCAUCUCAACCACCAACAUGCUGGCCUACAACGCACCUGAUUUGAAUACAAACUUGCACUCUCCCCACUCUUCUUCUGCUUCCUCUUUGCGAUCCCGCGACGACUCAGAGGCCGCCAUUUCUCCCCACAGUUACACAUCUUCCGUCACUACCCCCGAAGGUUCUACCCACGACUACUCUCCCAUUGACGGCACCUCCUACUUCCCAAAGCGGUCGGCAACUGUCGCAAGUCAACAACGCAAUUCUACCCAGUCAGCCUCGUCCACAGACGCACCAAUGGUCCCUCAGCGCGCCUUGUCGCAUACCAAGCGCUCUCACCAAGACCUUGCUCGCAAGCGCUCGCAAUCCAAAAUGGCACCCCCUCUGCAUUCUCCACGUAGUACACCUACCAUCCGAGCCUCUCAGGAGAUCUUCAGGCCAGAGCUGCACCAGGUGCACCCAUUCAGUAAAGAAUUGGAGCAGGUGAACGAGGUGGCCGAGGAGUUUGGUGCGCCCCACGUGCUGGAUGAGGAGGAGCUUUAUCUGAGCCGCAAGGGACUAUACAAGUUCAGCGUGGAUGACUACCUUCUUGAGAUCGAAGAAUUAUAUGGUAGUAUCUUUGAUGACAAGCUAGGACCCGUCAAUGCGGGUCCUUGGCUCUGA
This is a messenger RNA of Penicillium malachiteum, 792 nucleotides long. RefSeq lists its product as uncharacterized. Bases 1 to 792 code for a protein of 263 amino acids. NCBI's taxonomy places the organism in Eukaryota, Fungi, Ascomycota, Eurotiomycetes, Eurotiales, Aspergillaceae. The transcript has a single exon. The record is from RefSeq and is a predicted model, not a curated record.